AUGGGCUUUCACGAAGCGGACGGCAGCUUUUUGCCCCCGGAGGAGCUUGUGCCGGUUUACCACGGCGGCCCGCUAUGGCCGGAGCUUACGGGCGACAUGCUGCCUUUGGACCGGUUCGAGAAGCGGAUCGCCACAGCGGAAGCUGUCAGGAGGAGCCCCUCAGAGCUCCGCUUUGACGAUUUGAUCGGCAAAAAUCGCCCCCACGUGUGGGAGGAGGCGGGGAGAGCCUUCAGCGCCGCCAAAGCGUGCGGCGCCAAAGCGUGCGGCGCCUACGCCCACUGCGCCCACCGAGCGGGCAACGAAGCAGCGUGUGGCACCGCCUGCAACAAGUGCUGUGCCCGUCGCACCUUCGCCACCCAAGCGGAUGCUCUGACACCGGAGCCGGUCUGCCACACCCCCGUGCUGGGGCUGUUGGGAAGCCAGUCUCUCCUGAAGCGGCGCCGGGUGCAGUUCGCCGCCGGCGCGGCGUCUUCGCACGAAGACCGGCGAGCUGGACGGUUUGGCGCAUACAUCGGGUGGCGCAAGAGCUGGGUGCAGGUGGCGGCCAACAUGAGCGCCGCACAGGAGCGCCGUGGGUAUGGCCGCAUGCUGUUCCGGGCAGUGGAGGAGUUGCUGCUUCGGGAAGGAGAGUUGAUGUCUUGGCGCUCUAUCCGGAGCUUGUGCCGGUUUACCACGGCGGCCCGCUAUGACCGGAGCUUACGGGCGACAUGCUGCCUUUGGACCGGUUCGAGAAGCGGAUCGCCCAAAGUGAAGGCUGAGCGUGCGCCGAAGCCGCUGCCGCCACGGCGCCAGCAGCCGCCAAAGGCAUGCAAAAGAAUGCGAGAGGAGCUGCCCAAGUCACCUCAGCCCAAAGUCAAGGCUGAGCGUGUCUUGCCACCGCGGCGCCAACAGCCGCCCCGUGCCUGCAAGGCAGUGCGCGAGGAGCCUUCAGCGCCGCCAAAGCGUGCGGCGCCAAAGCGUGCGGCGCCUACGCCCACUGCGCCCACCGAGCGGGCAACGAAGCAGCGUGUGGCACCGCCUGCAACAAGUGCUGUGCCCGUCGCACCUUCGCCACCCAAGCGUCCCCAUGCCCGGGCCGCUGCCCGGGCCCCUGCCCCGGCGUUGCCAGCCCCGUUCCAGACGACUCCGGUGACACCGCCAAGCCUUCCAAAACGGAAGGCGGAUGCUCUGACACCGGAGCCGGUCUGCCACACCCCCGUGCUGGGGCUGUUGGGAAGCCAGUCUCUCCUGAAGCGGCGCCGGGUGCAGUGA
This is a messenger RNA of Effrenium voratum, 1251 nucleotides long. NCBI's taxonomy places the organism in Eukaryota, Dinophyceae, Suessiales, Symbiodiniaceae. The record is from the annotation of a GenBank genome assembly.